Sclerotinia borealis F-4128 is the source of this 2031-nucleotide messenger RNA. Lineage: Eukaryota; Fungi; Ascomycota; Leotiomycetes; Helotiales; Sclerotiniaceae. The record is from the annotation of a GenBank genome assembly.
AUGUUUCUGCUCGUGGUUCUGACUUGUGGUCUUUCAUCGAUAUGGUGGUUUUUACGACCAUGUUCUCCGGAGUACGUGGCUAAUACAAUACCAAAAUCGAAUUUGGUAAAAUACUCCGCCGCACCAGCACCAUCUGCUACACCCUCUUUGGCUGUACUUGAAGUCUUCCAAGUCUAUCAACCGGUUCUCAUUCCUACUGGUGUUACCGAUGAGACGGCAUCAUAUGAUGGAGUGGAGGAGACUGCGAUUAUCGCGUCGACGAAUGAUGCUACUAGCUGCAAAGUCGUUUUGAUGGAACAUUCUUUCGGUUACAGCUAUGGCAUCCCCUUUGUUGGCAAUUAUACGCCACCUGGUUGCAAGUUCAAUAGAGUGGUUAUGAAUUUUACCGUCACUUCAAGUGGCCGUCAAUUUGACCGUCUUGCACUUAUGUACUUUGGCAAUUCGGAAGUUUGGAGAACAUCUACUGCAGAACCAACAACCGCUGGGAUUAGAUGGGAAUAUUUCAAGGAUAUGACCGAAUACCUUUAUUUUUGGAACUUGCCUCAGACCAUUAUUUUUGAUCUUGGAAACUUGAUCGAUAGCACAUAUACUGGAGACUACAACACUACUCUUACAGCUACUUUCUUCACAAGUCAAGAAACUAUCGAGCCUGCUGAUCUAAUUCUCCCGGUCUCCGCAAGACAGGGUGCUGAAGACGCUGGGAGUGUGUUCACGUUGCCAGGUGACAAUGCCACAAAUACGAUUAGUUUUCCACAAAACGCCAACCGUGCUGUCUUCUCUAUUUCAGCUUGUGGUCAGUCGGCUGAGGAAUUUUGGUGGGGUAAUGUACUCCAGUCAAACAUUGAAACAUUUGAGGAUUACGAUGGAACACUUUAUGGAUACUCGCCAUUUCGAGAAGUUCAGGUCCUGAUUGAUGGUCAACUAGCUGGCGUGCAAUGGCCAUUCCCGGUCGUCUUUACCGGUGGUAUCGUACCAGGACUUUGGAGACCAAUCGUUGGACUCGAUGCUUUCGAUCUCCGUGAACACGAAAUCGAUAUCACUCCUUGGCUAGCCAUUCUCUGCGACGGAUCUGAGCAUACAUUUGAGAUCCGAGUUGCAGGUAUCCUAGAUGAUGGUGAAGGUAGCGGUACCCUCAUUGAUACAGUAGAUAGCUACUGGCUCGUCACAGGCAAAAUUUUCAUUUGGCUUGACUCUAAUGACUCUGUCACGACCGGCACCGCACCUACAAUCUCGCUCCCUGCCCCUAUAAUAACUACUUCGCAACUCCUCACUCAAAAUGCCACCGGCGCAAACGAAACACUCACUUAUACCACCAACGUUCAACGCUCACUUUCUAUUUCAUCUACCGUCAUUACCGAAAACGGUACUACCACAUCGACAUGGACACAACAAUUAAGUGCUUUAAACUAUGGCCAAUACACGGCAUUUGGCGCUAUCCAAAUCAACAACGCAACAACCCACGGUGUCGACACAUCAACAUCAGGAAGCGCAACGAAAUACAAAUCAGAAUACACAUACCCUGUCUGGGUCAACACAACUUACCUCGUCCUCUCCCCAACAAACUUCACCCUCGACGCCACCAUAACCCGCGGACUCGACCUCCUCAUCUCAGGAACCUCCGUCUUCCCCAGCGGUCUCCAACCCUUCACCUAUCUCCCUUCCUCCGCCCCUCUCAUCUUCGGCUUCUCUGGAACCCAUCUAUCAACCACCCAAGACGGAUCUGCGCAUUACCUCGGUACAUCUGCCGGCAGUACCGGUUUCGGAAGCACGAGUCAGGUAUUCCAAUUUUCUGGACUCGAUAUCAAUAGUGAUGCGCUAGAUACCGAGUUAUAUUACCGGAAUGUGGAGGCGGCGAACUCGUCAAUUGUGUAUGAUGUGGAACGUCUGGUCGGGACGGAAAUCGGAAGGUAUGCGGAUAGUAGCUAUAGGGCAGGGAGUGCGUAUAUGAGUAUGGAGGUUAUGAGUGCUAAGAAGGCUAUUGGGAGGGGGAAGGGAAAUCCUAAACAAUUGCUUGUGGGUGGGAGUUCUUAG